This is a messenger RNA of Drosophila busckii, 334 nucleotides long. RefSeq lists its product as uncharacterized. The transcript has a single exon. NCBI's taxonomy places the organism in Eukaryota, Metazoa, Arthropoda, Insecta, Diptera, Drosophilidae. The record is from RefSeq and is a predicted model, not a curated record. Bases 51 to 266 code for a protein of 71 amino acids.
CGCCAGCAGCUUCACACGCGCUGCUCCAUAUAGAAAUUCCAUUUGACAACAUGACACAGUCAGAGUCGACUGCGCUGCCGACGCCGCAGCAGCCAGCGCCCGUUUACUUUGCCGUUGGUCCCAGCGCGCGUGAGAUCACCUGCCCCUAUUGCCAUCAGCUGGAGAAGACGAUUCUCAAACGCAGUUGGCUGCACUGCUGCCAGCAGCGUCAUCAUUGCGGCGCCUGUGGCGAAUAUCUGGGAGUCUACAGACGUCCGCAGCUUUAGUGCAAUCAAAGCGAGUCUAAAUUUAUACAAAAUGCAUAAUUAAAUUAUAGCAGCAAUGAUUUAAUUAA